Messenger RNA from Camelus dromedarius (Arabian camel), 3883 nucleotides. RefSeq names its product synaptosome associated protein 23 (gene SNAP23). Lineage: Eukaryota; Metazoa; Chordata; Mammalia; Artiodactyla; Camelidae. Gene Ontology annotation, molecular function: syntaxin binding; SNAP receptor activity. Gene Ontology annotation, cellular component: plasma membrane; SNARE complex. Gene Ontology annotation, biological process: synaptic vesicle fusion to presynaptic active zone membrane; exocytosis; synaptic vesicle priming. The record is from RefSeq and is a predicted model, not a curated record. The transcript has 8 exons. The coding region runs from base 200 to 835 and encodes 211 amino acids.
CCAGCUGCAGGGGUGUGUCAGCGCCCGCGGCGCCGGGGAAGUGCGCAGGCGCGCAGGGCCGGCAAACGCAGGCGCAAGAAGGGCACAGCUGGGAGUCAGGCCUCUAGUUGUCCGAGCUGCCGUGGCUGGAGAGGAGUGGUCGGAGCUGCUUGGAUAUCCACAUUUCAGUUUCUGUGCCUAACCAGAGUUUUGAUUCAUCAUGGAUGAUCUGUCAGCAGAACAAAUUCAGCUGAGGGCUAACCAGGUUACUGAUGAGUCUCUGGAAAGUACAAGGAGAAUCCUGGCUUUAGCCAUUGAGUCUCAGGAUGCAGGAACCAAGACUAUCACUAUGCUGGAUGAACAAGGGGAACAACUAAACCGCGUAGAAGAAAACAUGGACCAAAUAAACAAAGACAUGAGAGAGGCAGAGAAGACUUUAACAGAACUCAACAAGUGCUGUGGCCUUUGUGUAUGCCCAUGUAAUAGGACAAAGAACUUUGAGUCUGGUAAAGCCUAUAAGGCAACAUGGGGAGAUGGUGGAGACAACUCUCCUAGCAAUGUAAUAUCUAAACAGCCAGGCCGAGUGACAAAUGGUCAGCCUCAGCAAGCAACCACAGGAGCAGCCAGCGGUGGAUACAUUAAACGUGUAAUGAAUGAUGCCAGAGAAGAUGAAAUGGAAGAGAACCUGACUCAAGUGGGCAGUAUCCUAGGAAAUCUGAAAAACAUGGCCAUAGACAUGGGCAAUGAGAUUGACUCUCAGAAUCGACAAAUAGAACGGAUCACACAAAAGGCCGACACCAACAAAGAUCGUAUUGACAUUGCCAAUGCCACAGCAAAGAAACUCAUUGACAGCUAAAGCUGCUGCUGUACUGCUUUAUCAUUUAUUCAUUUCCCUAGCUCCUCCUUCAAAGUCAUUACCUUUCCAGAGUUUGAAAUGUUGGUUCCACAUUAUUCUAAUCGAGAGGUGAUAUGGAAGAAGAUCUAAGAGUAACAGCCUCCCCCUGUUUUUUAAAUUUUCUCUUUUUCCCUUGAGGGUAGACUGCUGCUUAGUCUUGGAAAAUACUGGAGUAUUUUCUUUCUCAGUUCAUACUCUUAGAUUGGUAUUCAGUUAUCAUAUAUAGUAUUGUUUUUCAUCCUCUCCAUUUACUUUAGCAGAUUCUUCUGCUUUCAAGAUUUGCAAGCAUUUCCAAAGACAGCUAUGUAAAAGGAAGCUGGGGGUGGUGGGGGCAAGCACAAGGAGGAGAGGCAAGAGAUAAAGAGGUUGUUACCUCAGUAAAACCUGCAGACCAUAAAGCAAAAAGUUGCAUGACCACAAUGAACAUCUAGUUGGGUUUAGUUAGUAUUUAAGUUGCAGUUAUUGCCAAUUUAGGCUAAUGCUUGGUUUUGGAGCUUUUAUAGACAAUAUUUUUGUUAUACAUCACAACUUUGCAACCUCUGCUCCAAAGGAAAAUAGAAUGAGUUUUCUCAAAGUGAGCUUAAUUUCUGAACUCUUGGUGAUUCAUAUAUGUAUAUAGAUCUGUGAUCCCAUUUCAUAUUGCACCAUAUAGGAACACAUGGUAUAAAUGAAUGGCUGUUUAUUUUCAUAUUAGUAGUAGUAUAGUCCCAUUUCAGGCCUGUUAACCUCAUAAAUUUGCUGUUAGUCUUUGAAGAAAAAAAUAUGUAAAUAUGUAUAUAUAACAUGAGAAUUUCUCUCUAAGGCAGGGCUUAAAAUUUUUUGAAAAAGUUUGACAAGGUAUAUCAUGUGAAUUCAGAUUUACCUCAAUGCCAAGAAUUAUGUUUAGAUAGGAGAAAAGAAACUUGAUCUCAGGUAGAAGAUAGUUAAGUUGCUUUGAGUUUUAUGUAGCUUUAGACUUUUUAAAAAAAACUAGAAUUUAUUCUGUUUAAAAAUGAUUUAGAAAAUUAUGCCUUUGGUUUAACUAUUGAUGAUUGCACUAUCAUUCUCUUAGCCUUUUGUAUUGAACUUCCAGAAUCACAUUUAUUUAGGUCCUGAAGAGUGUUACAAGAAUCUAGUGUUUGUCACCUUUAUUUAAAAACUAACUUCUGCACACUUCUAAGCUAUUAAUGUGGAUUGGUUUGACGAAUAACCACUGUUUGAUCCUUACAGUUAAAUUUUGUAACUAACUAAUGGAAUUGUUCUUUCAAAUAGGCAAUGUACUUCUGUUACUACUUUGGGGGGGAGGGCGGGUUAGGGAUCAGUAAUUUCAUCAGCUCUUAUUUGACAAACUGAAUAAAGCAAAGAUCCAUAAAUCAAAAAGUACUCCAAUGAAGAGCUGCCUUUAGCACCUUUCCCAUUUUUGUUGGAAAUACUAACAGGACUUUUCCCUUCAGUGAUUUGUUAUGAGGUUCAUUUUAAUCAUUACUAAUCUUUUAUUCAUUUGAGCUUAAAUACACUAGCAACUGAAAGGAUAAUGUUUAAGAAUGAAAACUUCAGCCCACUUACUGGAGAACUUUCAAAGGCUUAAAAGGAAAAUACUUAAAGUGAGAUUUAGUUAGGCCCUCAGUAGUAGAAAUGUCUCAUUCCAAAAGAAGUAGUUUGGGGUCUAUUCUGUACUUAAAUGCCCUCCUAAAAGCACUAAAAAAAAUUUUAACACUGUUAUGGCUAAAGAAAGUAGUUCUGAGGAUACAAUAUUUUGCUCCAACAGUAUAAUUGUUUAGAAGUGUUUAAGGCACCAAAUUGUCUGGAUUUACACUAUAGCUCUGCCACUUGCUAGCUAAAUGCUGUAAAUCCAUUUCUGUGCCUCAGUUCCUUGUAUGUAAAUAGAGAUUACUGAUUCCUACCUCAUAGAAUUGUUGUGAAGACUCAACGUGGUAGUGCAUGUAAAGCUCUUAAGAGUAGUGCCCAGCAAAUAUAAGAGCUUACUAAAUGAUACUACUAUUCUCUCUAGAGUGGCACUCUUUUUGGGUCAAAGAUCUCUGUGAAUUUGAUGAAAGACAACAUAGCCUAUCUCCUCAGGGAAAUGGACACACAAACACACACACAUAAAUCACACUUAAGUGGGUCUUGAAAGCCCAUCCUUGGAUCCCAGGUUACAAACUUUUUCAAAGCUUCUGUGACUGAGAAAAGAGGAAUGAGAACAUAGAAAUUAGGUUCAUAUUACACUAGAAAUAGAAGCUGUUGACUUAAAGCUUUCUCUAAUUUUCUCCUAUAACAUUAUCUGGAAACUUGUUUCUAUUACUUUUGAAAGUAGUAACUGAAGUGGUUAGCACAAGCUCUAGAGUCUGACCAUCUGGUUUCAAAUUUUGAUUCAGUCAUUUACUAGUUUUAUGACCUUGAGCAUAAAACUGACCUAUAAUUAAGGAGUUUAAAUACGUAUCCUCCACUGAACUUAAUUUUUUUUUAACAAUAAGCUCCCUCUUCAAGUUUCCAGUCUCAUAAUGACAAUGAUCUUUAUCCCCUGUAGUUGUGCCUGUUUUGUUACCACACUUCAACUCUAGAUCUUUUCAUGUCAUGUGUGGAUUAUGACUCGCCCCUUAAGCUUUUACUUCCCAGACGUCUUGUACUCAAUUGCACUUAGAAUUCGUUUCUUUAAAUGCUGUUCUUCCACCUAUUUUAUUUUGAGGGGGUGGGUAAUUAGGUUUCUUUCUUUAUUUAAUGGAGGUACUGGUGAUUGAACCUAGGACCUCGCAUGCACACUAAGCACACGCUCUACCACUGAGCUAUACCCAUUAAAUGCUAUUCUUUAGGUUACCCUCUUACUAAAAUUCUGUGUUAUCUCAAUUACAUUCCUAAUCAUAAUUAUAUUCCUAAGGUUGAUAUUCAAACUCCUUAUUCUUUAGUCAUUUGUUUUUCACCCUAUUAAUAUAGUAUUUGCUCCAAGCCUUCCAUUUCUGUACAGCUUGCUAAAUUCUAUUUUAAUGUCUUACAGGUGAAAUAAAUGGCACCAUUUAUUGAGUGCGUACUCUG